AGAUCUUCCUUACAUUUGGAGAGAACAACUGAAAGAAAUAACAGGUUCUGUAAUGUACUGAUCAAAAUGGGCAAGACAGUGGAAUACGACAUGGCGCUAGAAUAAUGUACAGUGUGUCCAAAGAGAUAACAAACUCAGGAGUAGGUGUUUGGUGAAGAAGAAAUGAGUCUGUCGGAAGAAGAUGGAAAUUUGGAUCUGUUUAAUGCUGUCAAGAAUAACAAUGAAAGUGAGAUCCGUGGCUUACUCGACGCUGGAGCAGAUGUGAAUAUCACUGAUGAAUCCUGGAAGAGAACUCCUUUGUUUUAUGCUGUUCUUGGUAACUUUGAAAAUGUGGUUCGUGUACUGAUCAAGGCUGGUGCAAAUGUUAAUACUAAAGACAGAGAAGAAAAGAGUUGUUUAUUCUUUGCAGUUUUAAGUGACCACUCAAAUAUAGCCCGCGUACUAAUUGGUGCUAAAGCUGAUGUUAAUGCAAUCAAUAAAUUUCAGAAAAAAACUCCUAUAUUCUACGCGGUUAGUAACGGUAAUGGAGAACUAGUAGAUGCGUUAAUUGAUGCUGGUGCUGAUGUCAACAAGACUGAUAGUGAUGGACAAACAGCUUUGUUUUGCGCAUUAAGAAGUAAAAAUGACAAUAUUGUACGGGCAAUAAUUGACGCUGGUGCUGAUGUCAACAAGACUGAGAAGUAUGGCAGAACUGCUUUGUUUAUUGCUGUCCUACAUGACAACAAAAGUAUUGUGCAGGCGUUAAUUGAUGCUGGUGAUGAUGUCAACAAGACGGAUAUUGUUUACCAAACUGCUUUGUUUAGUGCAGUGAGACAGGACAAUGAAAGUAAUGUGCGGGCGUUAAUUGAUGCUGGUGCUGAUGUCAACAAUACUGAUAAGUAUGGCGAAACUGCUUUGUUUAGUGCAGUGAGACAGGACAAUGAAAGUAAUGUGCGGGCGUUAUUUGAUGCUAGUGCAGAUGUCCACAAGACUGAUGAUGAUGGCAAAACUGCUUUGCGUAGUGUAGUCAGAGAGCGCUAUGAAAGUAUUGUACGGACGUUAAUUGAUGCUGGUGCUGAUGUCCACAAGACUAAUGAUGAUGGCGAAACUGCUUUGUUUAGUGCAGUGAGACAGGACAAUGAAAGUAUUGUGCGGGCGAUAAUUGAUGCUGGUGCUGAUGUCAAGAAGACGUGUGAUGAUGGCGAAACUGCUUUGUUUAGUGCAGUGAGACAGGACAAUGAAAGUAAUGUGCGGGCAUUAAUUGAUGCUGGUGCUGAUGUCAACAAGACUGAUAAGUAUAGCAAAACUGCUUUGUAUAUUGCUGUCCUACAUGACAACAAAAGUAUUGUGCAGGCGUUAAUUGAUUCUGGUGCUGAUGUCAACAAGACGUAUGAUGAUGGCGAAACUGCUUUGUUGAGUGCAGUCAGAGAGGGCAAUGAAAGUGUUGUACAGGCGCUAAUUGAUUCUGAUGCUGAUGUCAACAAGACGUAUGAUGAUGGCGAAACUGCUUUGCGUAGUGCAGUCGGAGAGUGCUAUGAAAGUAUCGUACGGACGUUAAUUGAUGCUGGUGCUGAUGUCAAGAAGACUGAUAAUGACGGUCAAACUGCUUUGUUUAGUGCAGUGAGACAUGACAAUGAAAGUAUUGUGCGGGCAUUAAUUGAUGCUGGUGCUGAUGUCAACAAGACUGAUAAUGACGGUCAAACUGCUUUGUUUUGUGUAUCAAGCUCUGAAAACAGCAUUAGUUUAUUGAUUGACGCAGGUGCUGAUGUCAACCUACCUGACAAGAAAGGCGAAACUCCGUUGUUUGAUUUUGUCAGAUCUCAGUUGGAAUUUCAUGUAAAAGCUUUGGUGGUGAAAGGUAAAGCCUUGAUAAAUGUGAGAAAUCACCAUGGAAGAACGCCCUUAUUUUAUGCUCUGCAGCAUUCACCAGUGAUUGCUCGUUGUCUUCUCGAAAAUGGUGGAAAUUUGUGCUUGAAAGACAAUUGCAAUUUAAGCAUUUUGUCAUUUCUUAUCGAAGAGAUGUUGCACAAUGAAGUUCGUUUUGAUCGUUUUCAUCUGACUGAGCAAUUGAACCUGCUUUAUAGAAAAGGUAAUACGGAAAAACUUGUAGUAAAAGCACUAAUAGAAGUACUAUUUUGCAAAAUUGUGCCUACGUGUACGCCUUUGGGUGAAGUCACAACUUCCUAUUCAUAUUUUAUGCACGAAGGAUGUCUUUCUGAGUUCUUAUCGAUGGCUGAUGAUCAAACUCAAAUGACCAUAGAAAACAUUUUGGAACAGGUCUCAAGUGAGCAACUGUCACAGGUAGUUCCUUCAUUUGUGAAUUUAGGUGCUGAUCUAAACAGUGUAGACUCGCAUGGCAACACUUUACUUCACUAUGUAACUCUCCUGCCAUUUGUCGGUGUAUCUCAAACGGAGGUCAUGGAAACAUGUCACCUACUAUGGAAGUAUGGAGCAUCAAUGAACAUCAGAAACCAAGAAGGUCAUACACCUCUGUUGUUUUGCUUGUCAGAGCUUAGUUUGCAUUCGGAAUGGUUACUUAGAACUGAUGGGGUAAAGAUGCUGGAAGAGGUCUGUAGAUGUUUGGUAAACUGUGGAACGAAUGUCAACAAUACCUUACCAAACGGAAAGUCUGUUUUUCAUUUGAUUAUUGAUCUUUUUCAAAAAGGUCUUCGAUUGGAAGAUGAAGCUGUAAGACAGGAAGUACUAAACGAAAUGUGUAAUCUGCUGCAACUGUUUUCAGAUGCAAAUUGUAAACAAGCUGAAAGCUUUAAAAAUAGCAGUGGCCAUCUUUACUUGCUACUUCAUUCAUGGGCAUCACUCACUUUACCAUCUUCAGAAAACUAUUCGCGUAACGUUACCCAUAACUACACAUUUGAAGAACUUUUAAAAGCCAUUUUACAGCUACUCCUGAAAUGUGGGGCAAAGCCGAAUGCCAGAGAUGAUGAUGAAAAAACCCCUCUGCAUCACUGCAAGACUUGGAGCGCUGUAAAGCUUUUGAUAGAUGCUGGAGCAAAAACAGAUGAUGUCGAUUCUUCAGGACACCCAACCCUAUUAGCUGCAGCAGAAAGACAAAAUUUUCUUGAGAGAUCCGACUGUUUUUAUCCAGACGUUUUAGAAUACCCAAAAGCGUUCUGGAGAACUGCUAUCAAAAUGAACCUUGAUCCAUGGACUGUUGACCAACAUGAGAACUCUGUUCUAAGUAACAUGAUAAAAUGCAAAGCCUUUGUUCUUGCCAAAGCCUUAAUGGAAGUCACUUGUGAGGACAAACACAUUGAAUCUGAUACAAUUGCUUAUUCACUUUUAAGCACUAUUUGCAAGGACCAGUCGACACACACACGUUGGAAAACUAAUCUAGUCGAAAUUAUUUUGAAUUCAAGGAAAAGACAGCUAGUGAACUUAGAUGUGCCUCUUCGCUAUUGCUGCAAGAAUAUAGUAGAACUUGGUAGCUCAGACGACAGUUCACAUGACAGUUUACAUCCAUCUAAAGGAUUAAAAAGAAAAUUCGCCGAUAAUGAGUUCGAAAAGUGUGGCAGCACGCAACCUAUGCAUAAGAAAAUAAAAACAGCGGAUGGGAGAUGUGAAGAGAAAACAGAUGGACAAUGUAGUGAAGAGGAAACAGAUGGGCAAUGUAGUAAAGAGAAAACAGAGAAUGCAGAAAACAGCAACGAUCUAGUACAUUGCGAUUCAGUCCACUGCGAGAUUGCUGAACUGCUUCUUUCAUAUGGAGCUGAUUGUCGAAUUCCUGAUUCAUCUGGCAAGUCUUGCCUUGACUUAGCGGAGACCUGUCCUGAACUCAAGCAACUCUUAAUGCAACCCAUAGAUAUGAAUAAAAUCUCUAAACGCAUUCCUUGGGAUUCUGUUUCAGAGAGGUAGAAAAACAUGUUGGCCAAAGUUUCAA
Messenger RNA from Actinia tenebrosa (Australian red waratah sea anemone), 3877 nucleotides. RefSeq lists its product as uncharacterized. Gene Ontology annotation, molecular function: protein binding. The record is from RefSeq and is a predicted model, not a curated record. Lineage: Eukaryota; Metazoa; Cnidaria; Anthozoa; Actiniaria; Actiniidae.